AUGCCCAAAGGGAAGCUACAUCUCAAACGAACACCCGCAGAGGAGGCAGAGCGCGAAUGGCGCAAGGCGCAGAAAGCCGCGCGCAAAGCCGCCAAGAAGAAACUUCAGUCCCGGUCUGACGACGAGGAGGCGGACUCCUACGACGAGCGCGAGCGCGCCCACGCACGCAAACGACGGCGCACGGAGGACGCGCAGAGCACAUACCAUGACAGCGACUCCGAGUAUGGUCCACAGCCUGCCGCUGCGUCUACCUCAGGGUCGGCCUCUGGCUCGGGCGCGGGCAGCCACCGCGCGCACAAGCCGGACUACGAGCGCAUCCAGGCGGAGAUCGAGGAGAUGCGAUUUCGGGACAAGUUGUAUGAGGCUCUGGGCGAGGACGAGCGGCUGGACUCCGUCGAGGCCUCGCUGAACACGUACGCGCACAUACCGCGGCGCUGGCGGGGUGGCGGGAUGGAGCGCAUGGACGACGAGGUGGGCAUCGAUCCGAAGUACAUGGAGGACGAGGACUAUGCGGAGUGGGUGCGGUCGGGCAUGUGGAGGUACAAGCAUGCUGCAGAACACGAGGAGCAGAUGCGCCGCGACGCGGAGCGGAAGGCCCGUCGCGAACGCGAGAAGGCGGUCAAGGAGGAGACACGGCGCAUGGAGCGCGCAGCGGAGGAGGAGCGCCGGAAGCGCAAGAGCGUUCGGGAGCAGCUUCGCGCAGUCGAAGCUCGCGAGUUCUACGACACGCGGUGGAAGGAGCUGCUCGCGCCAGACACCACAGCGAAGGAGGGCAGCCUGCGCUUCCGUGACGUACCUUGGCCUAUCAUGCCUCCAAUAUCGUCGAGCAAGCACGAAGAGCACGCUGCCGUGGUCAUGGACGACCUCACCGCGGAAGCCAUUUCUGCGUUCCUUCUACCUCCAGAGGUGGCCUCGCACUCCGACGCCGAUGUCGCGAAGAAGGAGCGAAAGGAGAAGUUGCGGGAGACGAUGCUGCGGUUCCACCCGGACAAGUUCGAGGGCCGGAUAAUGCGGCUGGUGCGUGACAAGGACAAGGAGUGUGUGAUGGAGGCGGUAGGAAUGGUGGCUCGCUCGCUGAACACCCUUAUGGGAGCGAGCUAG
This is a messenger RNA of Trametes versicolor FP-101664 SS1, 1101 nucleotides long. RefSeq lists its product as uncharacterized. Lineage: Eukaryota; Fungi; Basidiomycota; Agaricomycetes; Polyporales; Polyporaceae. Bases 1 to 1101 code for a protein of 366 amino acids. The transcript has 2 exons. Gene Ontology annotation, biological process: canonical NF-kappaB signal transduction. The record is from RefSeq and is a predicted model, not a curated record.